Messenger RNA from Astrephomene gubernaculifera, 4367 nucleotides. The record is from the annotation of a GenBank genome assembly. NCBI's taxonomy places the organism in Eukaryota, Viridiplantae, Chlorophyta, Chlorophyceae, Chlamydomonadales, Astrephomenaceae.
CUGGGAGGCUGCUGGCAGCGGCGUGGGGGAUGGUCAAGGCCGCCCAGCAGCUGACCUUCUGGGGCGUGUUCUACCCCUGGGUGUUCGCCUACCUGGGCUUCUACUUCCUGAGGGGCGGCAGCGGCAUGGAGGGUCUGCUGGCCAACAUGCGCGACCUGGUGUGGAUCCCCAUCACGCAGGCCGCCUUCCGCCGCAUCAGUCUGGACGUGUUCGGCCACCUGCUGGACCUAGACCACGCGUUCCACCUGCAUCGCAAGACGGGGCAGAUCAUGCGCAUCCUGGACAGGGGGACCAGCAGCAUACAGGACACCGUCAGCAUCGUGUUGUUCAACGUGAUUCCGCAGCUGAUCGACAUCGUGGUGGCGUGCACCUACCUAGCGGUGCGCAUGCAGCCCUGGGCGGCGGUCAUCGUGUUCAUCACGGUUGCCUCCUACGUGCCCCUCACCGUCAUCAUCACGGAGCGGCGCGGCGUCAUCCGCAAGCGCAUGAACGCACUGGACAACGCGCGCGAGGGACGCGCCACCGACAUGCUGCUCAACUACGAAACCGUAAAGUACUUUUGUAACGAGCGGUUCGAGCUGGCGGGCUACGAUAACGCCACGCGGCAGUACCAGGCUGCCGAGUACUGGCAGAUGGCCUUCCUGGCCAUGCUGUCCAUCACGCAGGCCUCCGUUGUGUGGCUGGGGCUGGCGGCGGGCAUGGUGGUGUGCGUGCGGGGGGUGGUGGGCGGCAGCCUGACGGUGGGGGACGCGGUGCUGUUCGUGACCAUGAUGAACCAGCUCUACGUGCCGCUCACCUUCUUCGGGAGCUACUACAGACAGGUCCAGAAGGCGCUCAUCGACAUGGAGAACAUGUUCGAGCUGCUGGACACGGAGCCGGGGGUGCAGGACAGCCCGGGGGCGGGGCGGCUGGUGGUGCGCGAGGCGCGGGUGGACUUCCAGCGGGUGGUGUUCGCGUACUCGCCCGCCUCGCCGCCGGUGCUCAAGGGGGUGUCGUUCACGGUGCCGGGCGGCAAGACGCUGGCGGUGGUAGGCGCCACUGGCAGCGGCAAGUCCACCAUCCUUCGGCUGCUGCUGCGCUUCUACGACCCCUCCAGCGGCCGGGUGCUGUUCGACGGACAGGACAUACGCGGGGUCACGCAGGAGUCGCUGCGCCGCGCCAUCGCGGUGGUGCCGCAGGACACCGUCAUGUUCAACGACACGGUGCUGUACAACAUCCGGUACGGCAGGACGGAGGCAACGGACGAGGAGGUCACCGAGGCCGCCUCCGUGGCCCACAUCCACACCUCCAUCGUCACCACCUUCAAAAAGGGCUACUCCACCCGCGUGGGCGAGCGCGGGCUGCGGCUCAGCGGCGGUGAGAAGCAGCGAGUGGCCUUUGCUCGCGCCGUGCUGAAGCGCCCCGCGCUGCUCAUCCUGGAUGAGGCCACCUCCGCGCUGGACUCGCUGACGGAGCUGGCCAUCCAGUCUAGUCUGCAGACGCUGAGGAGCCGGUGUACGACGGUGAUUGUGGCGCACCGGCUGAGCACCAUCAUGGACGCGGACCUCAUCCUGGUUCUGGACCGCGGCGAGGUUGCCCAGUGCGGCAGUCACUCCGAGCUGAUGGAGGAGGGAGGGCUGUACGCGGCCAUGUGGACCCGGCAGCAGGACACGGGGGCGGCGGGUUACACCACGCCCCUCAUCCACCACACCAGCCUCGCCACCGGCCCCGCCCCCACCGCCGUCGCCUCCACCACCACACAACGCCACAACUCCGAGCCACCCAGCAUCAACCUCAGCCCCCGCCCCAACCACCACAACGGAGGAGGAGGAGGGGGGGGAGGAGGAGCGGGUGCCGUACACACCGCCGCCCUGGCGCUGCACCGAGGCGGCAUCUCACCGGCGCCGCCGCCGCCCUCCGCCGCCGCUGCUGCGCGGCUGGGUGUGGCGGUAAAUGGCGGAGGCGGUGGCGGCGGUCGUGAGGGCGGCGGAGGCGGCGGGCGCAGUCCGGGAACGGGGGCUGGUGGCGGGAAUGGCGGCGGCGGCGGCCUGCCGCGUGUGCCCUCGCGGCUCAUGCGUCGCGCCUUUUUGAAUGAGGAGAUGAGCGAGAGCGGGGAGCAGGGCGCUGUGAGCAGGAACCCCACGCCGCGCAGGUCCCGUGCCCCCAUGGAGGACGAGGCCAACGAGCGGCUGUACGAGGACCGAGAGGUGGAGGACCCCGCAGACACACCCGCCAUGCCCUCGCCCUCCACUGCGCCCUCGCCGGCAGCAGCCCCCCGGCCCCCGCUGCCGCAGCCGCCGCCCGGCAGGUUCGACGACGCUGGCAGCGGCAGCCCCAACCGCGGUCCCGGCAGCGGAGGCGAGGGUCCUCAGCGCCCCAACGGCGGCCUGCACCUACCGGACGGGGUGUCGCACCGCCCGCCUCCCCCCGACCCGCGGCACCCCCCCGCAAGCAGCCCGCCGCCACCGCCGAGGGCGUCCGCCGGCCCGCAGCAGCCCGCGGCCCUGGAGCGGUUCGGCAGCGGCAGCGGCGGUAGUCCCCCAGCCACUACUGCGACGUCGGCGUUUGCGACACCCGCAGCCGCGGCGGCAGUGCUGAUUGAAGCUGCCAUGCCGCAACAACAGCAGCAACAGCACCAGCCGCAGCAGCAGGCGGUGCAGCGAGAGGUGUUCGGAUCGCCGGUGCCGUACGUGUCCCGGAAGGGCACCGGGUCCAGUGUUGAGGCUGGCGGUGGAAGAGGUGGCGGCGGUGCUGGUGGUGGCGGUUCUGGGGCUGUGUCGCCGUUCGCGGCUGGGUCGCCGUCGGCGGCUGGAGCGCUGGGUCGGGAGGCGACUGCAGUGGGGUCAGUGCAGGGACGUAAGGGUCCUGGCGAGGGUGGCGGCAGCAGCGGUGGUGGGGUCGCGGGCUCGCCUAAUGGGGCGGUGUGAGGGGCUAAGAAGGAGGAGUGCCGGUUACGGAAGAGGAGGAGGAGGAGGAGGAGGAGAAGUGGAGGCUGCUGGGUCCGGUGUGGCCGGCCCAGCAGCUAGGUCACUGCAGUAGAGUCUCUAGGAAUGAUGUGGGGGCUGACUAGUAGCUAGUAGGGGUCAUAGCUGGGAGGAAAGUGUAGAAGUGAAGUCAGGGAGUGUGGUGCAGUCUGCGGGGAUGUGGACGUUGAUUAGUGUCGCUGUUAGUGGGGGAAAUAGACGGCGUGAUGCAGUACUGUUGUGCGCGGGGCUCGGGGUAGAAGUGGGAAGGAUAUCUCCUCGGCACAUCCAAAGGGGUGGGAGGGGAAGUCCCAGGAGAACAAAGAGAGGACCGCGGUGCUGGGAGGAAGGUGGCGGAGGUGGGGGCGGCCGGUGGGGGCGGUCUGGGGGGCGGAGGAACACGAGUGUAGGGACGGGCCAAGGGCGGCGACGGUGGCGUCUUUCUGAUUGCUGGAAAAGCACUGGGGAUCUGAGGGCCUGGUGGUGGAGGGUCCUGGUGACUGUGACGGUACUGAUGACCCAUGGGUCGCAAUGCGGUGCCGGGCUCGGGCGGCAGCCCGCAGCAGCCACAAGAGUCGCCGCGCACAGCGGUACCCAUGGACGUGGGGCGACGUAACGCAGGCAACAUCAUGCAGCAUGCAAGGCAUCCUGCACGGUAGGGGUGUCGCGCCUGUCAGGAUUGCAGCGGUGGGGAAGGGGGCCGACCCGGCCCCGGUACGUCGAUGGACGACUGCAUGAGAGGGACUACAACCUUGAUAAGUUGCAUGGGGCCGUGUAGAGAGAAGGCUUGCAUGGGACCGCGUAGGCUGGCAUGGACCCUGGCCGUGCUGCCACCAGCGCUGCUUGCGGCCAGUGGGAGUGAGCGGGACGAGGACGGUGGUGCUGCCGGCGCCGGACGAAGAUGGCUUCAGUAUGGUAUGAUGCCGAAACUGUUUUCUUUUGCAGACACGGCUGAAGUGCAUGCGGCAUUGGUUAAGGCACGUUUGUUCUUGUUUUCUGAUCCUUUGUUGAAGUCGCAUGUGUGGUGCGUGUCGUGGUGCAAGGGCGUGGUAGGUAGAGCGUAGAGGUGUGAUACCAGGACACCAGAGUGUAGAGUUUCUUAGUGGUUGGAGACUUAACAAUCAUUGUUUUGGUCUAUAGUUUGUAGCAUUAGGAACUCGUUCUUCCCUCGGGCUGUUUUUGCCAUGGCUGUAGGAUAAGUGACGUUCCGCUCCUGACACGUUCGGUCCUGUUUUGUUACGGACAUGGACUGUUGUUUGGCGCUUUUUGGACGGCUAAAGCUGUAAUGACCCCAGGGUUACGGAGCUGGUUAUCGGUAUGUGCCAGGGACUGCGCUGUCCGGUUAUGGUCUGUUCGGUUGGACAUGGAAGGUGCGAUCUCUCGGCUAGCUGUCGUCUUGCUGCUUACCCCUUGCCCACACCCAAG